UUCCUGAUGCGUCAUUACUCGUCUGCACCGGCGGUGUUUCUGGUUCCAUGCCCUGUAAAUUUAUCUCACCUUUCAAGCUCGCCACUAAUUUCAAGCGUCACUUAUCAGUCAUCUCGUCUAAUGCUCUUGUUCGAACUCCCGGAAACGGUGAAGAACAUGAAGAAGAAGACCCAUGUAAUAAGACUUUCACUUCUUUACCUGUUGGACGACUCAGAGCUUCAUUGGCGACUUUUGGAGCGAAUCAUGCCAAUGUAUCCCACUUAAGCGUUUUGUUUUGUUCAAACAUUUUGAGAAUUUCUGCAAAAAUGGGUUUCCUUCCUGAAGGAAGACAAGCCCAUUCUCACAUCGUUAAAUUAGGGUAUGAUCGUAGACAAUCUUUGCAAAACCAGCUUUUGAGUAUGUAUUUGAGAUGCAACAAGUUUGCGGAUGCAUGCAAGUUGUUCGAUAAAAUGGACGAAAGAAAUGUUGUGUCGUGGAAUACAAUGAUAUCUGCGGCAGUUGGCUUUGGUAGAACUUUUCAGUCAACCCACAGUCUGAGUUUGUUAUAUUUCAAGGAAAUGCUUGUAGAGAUGGUGGAACCUAACUAUAUCACUUUUAUUGGUUUGCUCCGCAGCACCAUUGAGCUAAAUGAUGUUGAGACAGGGAAACAGUUGCAUUGCUUUAUAAUCAAAUCAAAAUUAGCUUUGAAUUGUUUUGUUGGAAGUGCUCUUGUUGAUAUCUAUUCCAAGUGUAGUUUAGUGGAAGAUGCACGACGGGUAUUCGAUAAGAUUCUUAUUAGAGAUAUGGUCUUGUGGAAUGUGAUGGUUUCCUGCUAUGCAUAUAACAGAUUGAGGGAAGAGGCCUUUGGAGUCUUUAAGUUGAUGAGGUCUGAAGGUGUAAAUGGGGACGACUUUACGUUUAGUAGUCUUUUAAAUUCUUGUGGGGUUUUGGGCUCUUGCGAAUUGGGGAGGCAGGUACAUGGUCUUAUUAUUAGGCUCUCCUUUGAUGUGGAUGUUCUUGUGGCUAGUGCACUUGUUAACAUGUAUGCAAAAAACAAAUUUAUUGUGGAUGCUCGCAGGGUUUUUGAUGGAAUGAUAACACGCAAUGUUGUUUCUUGGACCACCAUGAUUGUGGGUUAUGGACAGUUUGGCGAUGGAAGGGAAGCUAUGAAGCUUCUCAAGAAUAUGAUUCAACAAGGAUUUGUGCCAGAUGAGCUUACAUGGGCUAGCAUACUCAGCUCAUGUGCCAGUCUGCCUGCAACCAGUGAAAUUGUCCAAGCUCAUGCCAAUGUAGUAAAGAAUGGGUGCGAGGCCUUCUUGUCAGUUGCAAAUGCCCUCAUUAACGCAUACUCCAAAUGCGGUAUUAUCACCAGUGCAUUUGAGUGUUUUAAUUCAAUUGUAGACCCAGAUAUUGUUACAUGGACUUCUAUGAUUGGUGCUUGUGCAUUUCAUGGUCUUUUCACAGAAGCUAUAGAAAUUUUUGAGGAGAUGGAGUCCAAAGGUUUGAAGCUUGAUCAAAUUGCAUUCCUUGGGGUCCUCUCUGCUUGUAGCCAUGGAGGCCGAGUAGAAGAGGGACUACACUACUUUACCUCAAUGAGUAAGGACCAUGAAAUUGUGCCAGAUUCAGAACAUUUUACUUGUCUCAUUGACCUUCUUGGAAGAGCUGGUCAUCUGGAUGAAGCAUUUAAUGUUUUGACCAAAAUGCCCUUUGAACCUGGUUCAAAUUCCUUGGGAGCAUUCUUUGGAGCCUGUAAGGUCCAGGGCAACUUAGAAUUAGCAAAGUGGGCAGCAGAGAGGCUUUUCAUUUUAGAGCCAAAUAAAUCUGUGAAUUAUACACUCAUGUCUAACCUCUAUGCUUCCAUCGGACAUUGGGUUGAUGUGGCAAGAGUUCGCAAAAUUAUGAGGGGCAGGUGUGACUAUAAAGUGCCAGGUUGUAGCUGGAUGGAAAUUUCUGGUGUGGUUCAUACAUUUGUAUCAUGUGACAGAUCUCACCCUCAAGCUUCAGAGUUGUAUGAUAUUCUGGGAACGUUGUUUAGGUUAAUGAAGGUGAAAAACUACAUUACGGAUGUGGAUUUUCUGGUUCACCCUGUUGAAGAUGAUUCUGUACUGAGCUUUCUUAACUAGGUUCAGUCUUGUUUUGACAAGCACAAUCAGUGUUGGUUGUCUCAUGUGAUCAGCUCUGUUUUUCAUAGAGAGAUUUGUGGCUAUGGUUUAAUGAGAGUUUCCUUCCUCAAACGUAUUAGGGUUAGAUCGUGGUUGCUUCCUGGAGACCAGCUCUGCUUCACAGUCAGGGUUGCAGGGUAGGUUGCACGAAGACUUCUUCCUCAUAACACAGAAAAUGGAUCCAGACCAUAUGGUUUGGAAGUUAACCUAGAAGAACCUUCUCAAUGUUUAUUCUUUUAAGGUUUUUUUUUUUUGAAGAUAUAUACAGAUUUUCUAAGAGACUUUCAAAUUGUCUUUAUCAACAUAAGAGCUAGAAUCUAGUGGUA
Messenger RNA from Telopea speciosissima, 2467 nucleotides. Its product is annotated as pentatricopeptide repeat-containing protein At2g46050, mitochondrial. Bases 48 to 2102 code for a protein of 684 amino acids. Lineage: Eukaryota; Viridiplantae; Streptophyta; Magnoliopsida; Proteales; Proteaceae. The transcript is spliced from 3 exons. Gene Ontology annotation, biological process: RNA modification. The record is from RefSeq and is a predicted model, not a curated record. Gene Ontology annotation, molecular function: RNA binding; protein binding.